This is a messenger RNA of Ahaetulla prasina, 3159 nucleotides long. It is a transcript of the gene TP63, whose product is annotated as tumor protein p63. The transcript is spliced from 12 exons. NCBI's taxonomy places the organism in Eukaryota, Metazoa, Chordata, Lepidosauria, Squamata, Colubridae. Gene Ontology annotation, cellular component: nucleus. The record is from RefSeq and is a predicted model, not a curated record. Gene Ontology annotation, molecular function: DNA-binding transcription factor activity, RNA polymerase II-specific; protein binding; RNA polymerase II cis-regulatory region sequence-specific DNA binding. Gene Ontology annotation, biological process: protein tetramerization; regulation of transcription by RNA polymerase II; apoptotic process. The coding region runs from base 172 to 1938 and encodes 588 amino acids.
CCCAAGCCUCUAAGUGGCAUCAUCUCCCAUUGGGGUGUCUGGUUGGGUUGGGUUUGUUUGUUGUUGUUUUUCCUUCGAGGGUCUUUUGGGGGUGGGGGUGGGCUGGUGGGACGGAGAUCCACCCUGGAGCCGGAAGAGAGGACAGCAGCCCUGCUGAACCUAACUGCUAACAUGUUGUACCUGGAGAAUAAUGCUCAGACCCAAUACAAUGAGCCGCAGUACACCAACCUGGGGCUUCUGAACAGCAUGGACCAGCAGAUCCAAAACGGCUCUUCCUCCACAAGCCCCUACAACACGGAGCAUGCCCAGAACAGCGUCACGGCCCCCUCCCCCUACGCCCAGCCCAGUUCCACCUUCGACGCCCUCUCCCCGUCUCCGGCCAUCCCCUCCAACACAGAUUAUCCGGGGCCUCACAGCUUCGACGUCUCAUUUCAACAGUCCAGCACUGCAAAGUCGGCCACGUGGACGUACUCCACCGAACUGAAGAAACUCUACUGCCAGAUCGCCAAGACCUGCCCCAUCCAGAUCAAGGUGAUGACCCCUCCACCCCAGGGGGCUGUCAUCCGAGCCAUGCCGGUCUACAAGAAGGCUGAACACGUGACCGAAGUGGUCAAGCGGUGUCCGAAUCACGAACUCAGCCGGGAAUUCAACGAAGGCCAAAUUGCUCCUCCCAGUCAUCUCAUCCGCGUGGAAGGCAACAGCCACGCGCAGUACGUGGAAGACCCCAUCACUGGCAGGCAGAGCGUCCUCGUCCCUUACGAACCGCCCCAGGUUGGCACCGAAUUCACAACUGUCCUCUACAAUUUCAUGUGCAACAGCAGCUGCGUCGGCGGAAUGAACCGACGCCCCAUCCUCAUCAUCGUCACGCUGGAAGCCAGAGACGGGCAAGUCCUUGGUCGCCGAUGUUUUGAGGCUCGGAUCUGCGCCUGCCCAGGCCGGGAUCGCAAAGCGGACGAAGACAGCAUUCGGAAACAACAGGUCUCCGAAGGCACAAAGAACGGUGAUGGUACGAAGCGCCCUUUCCGGCAGAGCACGCAUGGCAUCCAGAUGACCUCCGUCAAGAAAAGACGCAACCCAGACGAUGAGCUCCUGUAUCUCCCGGUUCGAGGCCGGGAGACCUACGAGAUGCUGCUGAAGAUCAAGGAAUCUCUGGAGCUCAUGCAGUUCCUCCCCCAGCACACAAUCGAGACCUACCGACAGCAGCAACAGCAGCAGCAGCAACACCAACACUUGUUGCAGAAACAGAACUCCCUCCAGGCUCAGCCUUCCUACGGGUCCAGUUCUCCUCCGCUGGGCAAGAUCAGCGGCAUGAACAAGCUGCCAUCUGUCAGUCAACUCAUCAACCCCCAACAGCGCAACACUCUGACCCCCACCAGCAUCCCUGACAGCAUGGGAGCCAACAUUCCAAUGAUGGGAGGUCACAUGACGAUGGCAGGCGACAUGAACGGGCUCAGCCCCACCCAGACGCUGGCCCCUCCCCUCUCCAUGCCGUCCACCUCCCACUGCACCCCACCUCCGCCCUACCCCACAGACUGCAGCAUCGUCAGUUUCUUAGCGAGGCUGGGCUGCUCGUCCUGUCUGGAUUAUUUCACGGCGCAAGGCCUGACCACCAUCUAUCAGAUUGAACAUUACUCCAUGGAUGAUCUGGUGAGCCUGAAGAUCCCCGAGCAGUUCCGCCACGCCAUCUGGAAAGGCCUCCUGGACUACCGGCAGCUGCACGACUUCUCCUCCCCUCCGCACCUCCUGCGCACGCCCAGCGGCGCCUCCACGGUCAGCGUGGGCUCCAGCGAGGCCCGGGGCGAGCGGGUGAUCGACGCCGUGCGCUUCACUCUCCGCCAGACAAUCUCCUUCCCUCCCCGCGACGACUGGAACGACUUCAACUUCGACUUGGAUGCGCGCCGGAACAAGCAGCAGCGCAUCAAAGAGGAAGGGGAGUGAAGCCCACCCCCACCUCCCCUGCGCUCCGGCCAGCCCUAGGACCCUCCCCCCCCCCCCCGAGGGUCUCCCCACUGCUCUGAUUCCUGUUCCGACACCUCCUCCCCAAAUCGGCGGGAGGGGAGCCGAGCGGCCUGCCACAAACUCUCUGCAGCUUUUGACCUUCAAGCGUUUUCUGUGCUUUGGCUUAAAAAGCUGGUCGUUGUGUUGUUUUUUUAAUCAGUCACAGCUGGGGGGGGGGUGUUCGAAUGCAUGAGGGUGUGAGGGCUGGGUGGCUUUUACAGUUAAGAGUAAGGAAGGCACACACACCCCCGCCAAAAAAAAAUGGAUCCUUUGUCUGGCAAAUUACGGCUUUCCACAUUUCUGGAAGUUAACCAACUCUUUGGUUGACUUGAGUGCGUCUAGUUUUUGUUGUUUUCAGCUACAAGUUGUGGCCUGGUCUUUCCUAGAAUUUUUGCGUGGAUCUCUUGCUGAAUGGAUUGAUGUCUGGUGCUUUGGGAUCCUCACUUCAGUGAAGGGCGCGAGAUCCAAUCUUGGCAACUUCAAAGACUUGUAGACUUCCAACUCCCAGAAUUCUUCCGCCAGCUAUGCCUAUGUCUUUUCUUAUGCCUCCUAGCAUGGAGAGACUGCAGAGAAAGGGAUUACAAGAGAGUUAAAGAGGCCACAGUGGGGAUUCACAUCAAAAAGUUGUGCGUUUGUGUCCUGGAAUUCAAAGUUGUUUAACUCUGGGAGUUGAAGUCCACAAGACUUAAAGUUGUCACAGUUUAAAAAGAAAGUCACCGAUUGACCAAUGCUUUGCUUUUGAAUUUUCAAAUUGGAAGACGAGAACUUUCCAGAUAAGGCAAGCGAAUGUGGUGGACGUUGGUUGCGUGUAGUAGGUGAUUCAGCAGCACCCUGGUCCUUUCCGUUGCAGCCACAUGGGUAGGAUGGUCCUUUCCGUGCAUUAAGGAAAUGACCGCUGAAUUUACCAGAAGCCGAGUUGCUCGAAAACCAUGUCUUUGUGUUUGAUUCUCGCAAUCUUUAUGGAUUGUUGCUUUGCACCAGGAAAAUGGAUGCUCUGUUUAUCUGUUUCGUUUUUUUCAGCCUAGCUGCAAUACCCACAUAGGCGUAGUAGCCACACCACGUAGUAGCAACAGCCUCUAGUAGCAAUAGGCACAUCAGUGCUGGGAAGUGAGAUGCUAAUCCGAGAUAGUUGGAAUCCCCUGGGAGGAAGUUUAAGUCGGU